Messenger RNA from Oncorhynchus keta (chum salmon), 658 nucleotides. Its product is annotated as mitotic checkpoint protein BUB3-like. The transcript is spliced from 3 exons. Gene Ontology annotation, molecular function: ubiquitin binding. NCBI's taxonomy places the organism in Eukaryota, Metazoa, Chordata, Actinopteri, Salmoniformes, Salmonidae. Gene Ontology annotation, cellular component: kinetochore; mitotic checkpoint complex; bub1-bub3 complex. The record is from RefSeq and is a predicted model, not a curated record. Gene Ontology annotation, biological process: mitotic spindle assembly checkpoint signaling. The coding region runs from base 99 to 434 and encodes 111 amino acids.
AGACACGAGCCAUCAGGGCCUUCCCUAACAAACAGGGCUAUGUCCUGAGCUCCAUAGAAGGACGUGUUGCUGUGGAGUACCUGGACCCCAGCCAGGAAAUGCAGAAGAAGAAGUACGCCUUCAAGUGCCACCGGCUGAAGGAGAACGGCAUAGAACAGGUCUAUCCUGUCAACGCCAUCUCCUUCCACGGGGUCCACAACACCUUCGCUACAGGUGGCUCAGACGGCUUUGUGAACAUCUGGGACCCUUUCAACAAGAAGCGUCUGUGUCAGUUUCACCGCUACCCCACGUCUAUCGCCUCCUUGGCCUUCAGUAACGACGGCUCCACGCUGGCCAUCGCCUCCUCUUACAUGCAGGAGCAGGGAGACAUCAGCCACCCGGAGGACACCGUCUUCAUCCGUCAGGUCACAGACGCAGAGACGAAGCCCAAGUGAGUCGGGACGGUCCUCCUGUCUGAUUCACACCAUGGGGCCCGGUCUGAUUCUGAACAUCCAGUCCACAUCCCUGUGGUCUUGUAUGGACCGCACCGCCACACUGCCCCUCACACUUGUUUUGGUACAUAUGAAUGGCAGCAUUGACCAGGAGCAGGCAGCUGGUAUUUUACCUGGCCAUCUAGCUCGCUCUCUCUCUCUAGCUCUCUCCAACUUUCAAUAUCCCC